This is a messenger RNA of Oikopleura dioica, 924 nucleotides long. The record is from the annotation of a GenBank genome assembly. NCBI's taxonomy places the organism in Eukaryota, Metazoa, Chordata, Appendicularia, Copelata, Oikopleuridae.
AUGAAAAUGAAGAAAAAAAGCUCGCGACCAUGCAAAACCUGUGGCAAAUUGUUUCAAACAAGCUGGCAUGUCAGAAGACACGAACGGAUUCAUACUGGAGAAAAACCGUUUGAGUGCGAGCUGUGUGAUUUCAAAUGCAACUUGAAAGAAAACAUGGUCGUUCAUCGAAGAAAACUUCACAAAAAAGCUCUAGAACUUCUUCACAAAGAGCAAUUAAAAAUCCGAGCGCGAAAAGUUAUCAAUCAAGUUGUUCACUAUCGUAUGGACGAGAGAAAAGAAGAGAAGGAAAACUGGGUGCCGAUUUUCGACGUCGAAGAUUUUGAAGAUGUCGUGGAAUUUGAAAAAUUUAUGAGUGGAAUAACGAAAAAUGCCGAUGGAGAUGAUAGAUUGAGAGAGAUUCAAGAGGAAAAGAUUAUGGUGAUUUUGGUCGUCGUUGGAUGGCCUAGGAUUAAGUUCAAGGAGAAGAAGAAAAGCUUUGAUGAGGAAGCAAAUAAAUCACAAUAUCUCUACAGUUCCCAAGAAUCGCUUCAAGAGAGCUCUGAUGAUGAAGUGUUUGAAAGAAUCAGUCCGCUGCCGAGGAAAAUUGAGAGUGCUGGAAUGAGAAAAGAUAGUCUAAGAAGAUCGCCCAAGGACAUCAAAGAAUUCAAAACCCUCCUCCUGAGUCAAAUCACCAGCUCAAGCGGCCUAAAACCUCGCCUCUCCGCCGCCGAGCGCUUGAAAAUCCAACCGGGAAAGAGCCUCAAAGAACUGUACAAACCUCAAUCUUCAUCAAUCCAGAUCUCCGCUCGAUCAUCAAACUCUAGAAAGAGCAGCACAAAACAGAAAUUAACCUCAAUCUCAGAAGAAAAUAACGAUGUGAAAAAAGCUCAAAAUGAUGAUGGAUUAUUACGAGCGCCAACAGUUUCUCUCGAUUCUGAUCUGUAA